GCCGCGGCCGCUCCAUCCUGCGCCAUGGGCUGCGGGCCGUGGGCGCUGCUGGCGCUGCUGUGCGGGGCGGCGGGGGCGGCGGCCCCGCUGCGCUGCAACGUGAGCCUGGACAGCCCGCCCGAGCAGCGCUGGCUGCCCGUGCUGCGGCACUUCGACCCCGCUUUCCUGCGCGCCGCCGUCCAGCGGGUCAUCGACGAGAGCGUGCCGAAAUGGGUGCACCAAGUCAUCCAGCCCAUAGCAACCGAACUGGAGCUGUUCAUGCCGCAGCCCUUCGCGGGGGAGAUCGCGGGGAUGUGCAAAGCACUGGGAGUAAGUCUCGGAGAUGGAAUCCUGCUGAACUUCGCCUACGAAUCCACUGCGUUCUGUACAAGCAUUGUCGCUCAGGAUGACAAAGGAAACAUUUACCACGGCCGGAACCUGGAUUAUGCUUUUGUUGAUAUAUUGAGCAAGAUCACACUUGAUGUGCAGUUUAUAAAGGGUGGGCAGGUAGCAUACCAAGGCACCACAUUUCUUGGUUAUGUAGGCUUAUGGACUGGGCAAAGUCCACACAAGUUCACAAUCUCCGGAGAUGAACGAGAUGGUGGUAGAUGGUGGGAAAAUGCUAUAGCUGCUUUCCUCAAUAGGAAUUACCCUGUCAGCUGGCUUGUCAGAGAUACCCUGAGUGAAGCAGAGGACUUCCAGUCCGCUGUUCUCAGACUGGCUAGCAUUCCCAUCAUUGCUGAAGUUUACUAUAUUGUGGGAGGCAUCUCACCCAAAGAAGGCAUGGUCAUAACAAGGAACAGAAGAGGGCCAGCAGAUCUUUGGCCUCUUGAUCCCUUAGGUGGAGCGUGGUUUCGUGUGGAGACAAACUAUGAUCAUUGGACUACCCCUCCUCCUUCUGAUGAUCGUAGAACGGCAGCCAUCAAAGCUCUCAAUGCUACUGGACAGCACAACAUCAAUUUGGAUACACUCUUUAAGGUGUUGUCAGUGAAGCCAGUCUUAAACAAUAACACAGUAUACACCACAGUCAUGAGUGCUGCAUUUCCAGAUCGGUACCAGACGUGGAUGAGAACUGAGGAGUGAAGAGGUUUCAACACACUGAGUGAGAAGCUGAAGCUGUGCAAGACUAACAUAUGCUUUUGAAAUCACUCCUGGGAGCAAUACAGUGGCUUCGGUUCAUUACUGAUGUGAACCAUUCAGGAAAUAGUGAUUUGUUAACUCCUUGGAGUGUUGCAGGUGAUCCUGUUAAUGACCUGUAAUGGGAGUUUGAAAUUUAUUGUAAUUAAAUGGGUGCUCUAGUAGAUGUUGAUGGGUAAACAUGGCUUGUACUAUUUUUGGUAGGAGUUGUACAACUGCAAUGUACUUCUGUGCUGACUAAUAAAUACAUUUUGUAAGUUACAUGGCCUGUAGGUCUGAAUAUAAUGAAAUAAAAAUAUUCAGCUGAUAGCUUGA
Messenger RNA from Corvus hawaiiensis (hawaiian crow), 1431 nucleotides. RefSeq names its product N-acylethanolamine acid amidase (gene NAAA). The coding region runs from base 25 to 1062 and encodes 345 amino acids. The record is from RefSeq and is a predicted model, not a curated record. The transcript has 11 exons. Gene Ontology annotation, cellular component: lysosome. Lineage: Eukaryota; Metazoa; Chordata; Aves; Passeriformes; Corvidae. Gene Ontology annotation, biological process: fatty acid metabolic process. Gene Ontology annotation, molecular function: fatty acid amide hydrolase activity.